AUGGAGGAGGCGCCGGACGGGGAGGGAGGCGCCGGGCGCGCGGGGGCGGCGGCCGGGCGAUGCGGCGGCUGCAGCUCCCCGGCGCGGCGGCGGCGCGGGCGGCCGGAGCCGCCGGAGACGACGACGGGCGUGGGCGGGCGUGCUGCGGGAGGAGGCGGCGGCGCGUCCCGGGCCGCGGGGGCCGGGAACGGGCUUCGGCGGGCUGCACGGUGGAGGAGAGAGAGGGCGGCCGGCGACGGUGACGUGGCGCGUCCUGCCAAGCUCCUGGACACCGUCAAGCGAGUCCGAACUACUCUGCAGCAGGACAGUCUAGCUCGUCCAAAGCUCGACUAG
Aegilops tauschii subsp. strangulata is the source of this 333-nucleotide messenger RNA. The record is from RefSeq and is a predicted model, not a curated record. NCBI's taxonomy places the organism in Eukaryota, Viridiplantae, Streptophyta, Magnoliopsida, Poales, Poaceae.